Fonticula alba is the source of this 7407-nucleotide messenger RNA. RefSeq lists its product as hypothetical. The record is from RefSeq and is a predicted model, not a curated record. The coding region runs from base 1 to 7407 and encodes 2468 amino acids. Gene Ontology annotation, biological process: fermentation. Gene Ontology annotation, cellular component: membrane. Lineage: Eukaryota; Rotosphaerida; Fonticulaceae. The transcript has 6 exons.
AUGGUGUCCCGGGCGGGCAUCGGCCUGCCGGGCCGCCGGGCGCUCGUUCCAUUUGUCCUGCUGGCGAUGUGCGCCUGUGCGGCAUCCGCCAGGGGCGCCCUCCUCUCGGACCCCGGGCCAGAAGCCCACCCGCUCGGGGUGUCGCCGUUGCUGGGUGACAUGCGCGCGCUGGAGGACGACUCGGCACCGGCCUUCGAUCCCUUCCUGCGAGACCUCAUCUUCGGCACAUACAUCCUGGUGCUGGCCAUCAUGUCGGUGUUUUUCGUGCACUUCGCCGGACGCGUGGCCGCUUGGGCCCUGUCGUCGCUGGUGAACCUGCUGCUCCUGCGAGGCGUGGCCCCGGGCUCACCGCCAGCCGCGCAAGUGCACCUGUACAGCAUCAGCCUGACAUCGCUGCUGAGUGGCCAGCUGCUCCUGCGCGGAGUGCGCCUGGUCACCCCGGACAUGAUGGUGGAGAUUGAUGGCCUGCGGCUGUACCUUCGAUAUUGGCUCUUCCCCGGGGAGGAGGCCAUGGUGGCCUUCGGGGCCAAGGGGGCCGGGCUUGGGUCCGGCGUCGGCGGGCUGCCCGGGAGCAUGGGCAUCGGUGCGGCGGCCGGGGAUGGCCGCCGCCGGGGCGGCCUGACCAAGGAGUCCCAUGCGGCCGCGGCCGCGGCCCUGACCGUGGCCUUGGGGGACAGUUCGUUGUCGGGCACGGCGGCUGCCGUCCUGGCGGACCUGAAUGUCCGCCCGAGCACCAGUCGUCUUGGGCUGCGCCUGCGAAGUGUCCAAGUGUCCAUCUUCAAUCGCUCUUCCGUGGUGGACCUCUGGCUGGCACGGCUGGAGCGUUUCCGCGCGGCCUCGGCCGGCGAUGGCGCGCCCGGGCCCGAGGUCCGGAUCUUUGAUCAAUCCACCGGCGAAGGCCCGGCCAAGUCCAAGCAGGAGGCCGAGGCGGCCAUGCCGGUGGUCGACAGCCCGGAGUCCCCCCCCUCGGUGGGGUCAUCCCGGGAGACAAGCUCCGCCGGUCUCCCUCCUGCCGGCCAGGCACCCGCCCUGCUGCGGCCCCUGCCGCAGGAGCUCUUCGAUGCGGUGGCCGAGCCGGUGGUCGACUCGCUGAGCGGCUUGGGCCUGCCGCCCUGGCUGCCGGUCGAUGUGGAAAUCGACACGCUGGCCAUCAUGGCCGGGACCACGGUCCUGCCCACGAUCUUCGUGAUGACCGUGCAAAAGCUCCAGGGCCGCCUCCUGGCCGAGGUGCCCUACUCGCCGCCGGUGCCGCUGCCGGCCGAUCUGGCCGAGGCAGCCCUGCGCCCGACCUGGCGCCAGUGGCUGGACCGGCUCCGGCGGCCGGCCGCCCGGGGGAUGGCGGCUCGGGCCGCGGCCGCCGCCUCGGUCGCCGUGCCCUCCCCCGGUGGAGGGACGGUCGCCCCGGCGGACUACCUCCAUCCGCACCGGCAUUUAAUUCGGUCCCUCCGGCCGUUGGGGUUUUUCCAAGCGCCCGAUGCGCCGGCCGGGGCCGGGCUCCUGGCCAGCCUCGUCGCCCCGUGGGGCCGGUCAUCGGGGGACCUGCACGGCGCAGCCGCCGUCCCCUCGGCCGUGGCCCUGGCCUGUCCGUAUGCCUAUCGCUUUGAUGCGGCUCUCAAGGUGGUUCGCAUUGAUUUGAUCCCGAACGAUGACUUCCUGCCGCCGUUGCAGCCGCGCUUCGACUUCCCGCCCGAGGCCCCGCUCUUUGUGGAUCUCUCCCGCAGCGUGGCCGUCCCGCCGGCCGACGGGCCGGAGGCCGUGCACAUUGACGGCCUGGCCGCCGGGGAGUCGGACGCGGCCAUGGCCGCCGCCACGGCCGCGCUCCUGGCGUCCACCGCCUCGGAGGAUGCCCCCCCGGCGGCCGGUGACCCGGGGUCGGUUCUCCUGCCGGCGGACGCCGGCUGGGCCGAUCGACUGCGGUUCCGGCUGCGCGCGGUUGGCCGUGCGCUCAAGCCACGCUCGCGCAACCAUGGGCUCCGGCCGACCGAGCCGACCGCCGGCCCCGGCGCACCGACCGACGCCUAUCCGCGAAUGCGUGCGCCCUCGGCGAUGGCGGCCCCCGCGCCCGGGGGUCCUGGCGCGGCAGCAACCACAAGCCCGGCGGCUGCGGGUCCUCCCGCCGGUCCGGGGCCACACGCUGGUGCCGGGUCGCGGCUGCCCUCCUCGGAGGAGGAUGCCCUGCCGGCGACCUUCUUCGACCAGCAAGACGAGUAUGCCCGUGUGACGGAUGUCUUCGAAGCGCCGUUCAUUCGCCUGUCCUACAUCCAGGACCGGCUGGCUUUGGUGGACACCCGGCUGAUGGCCCUCUCGGCCGAGGGCGCCGCGGGCCUGGCAUCCAGCGCCCCCGACCCGGAGCAGGGCACCGGCGAGGGCAUUCCCCUGAAGCCGGUCGGCUCGGUGGGCGGGUCGCUCGCGGCCGCCGGGUAUGAUCUGCGCCAGCUCGGCCAGCAUCCCCGGUGGGAGCUGGACCUGAUGGUGCAGAAUGCCACCAUCCGCUAUGGGCCGUGGGCCGACCGGGAGCGUGCUCGGCUCAUGUCGCACUUCUUCCCCUUCAUGUAUGAUGACGCGCCGGCUCCCGGGCCCGGGACCCCGGGCGGGGAGGGGCUCGCCCUGCCGGCGGCCCUGGCGGUGCAUGUUCACUUCAAGGGGCCAAGCACAUUGCGGGUGCCGACGCGCGAGCCCGGGCGUGAGGCCGGGUUCGAUGGGCCGGAUGCCUCGGGGCCCGGCGGCGCCGCCCUGGCACCGGGCACCGGGCAGGCGGACCAUCAGCCGCCGGUUUCCCAGCCCGGGCCGGCCCGAUCCAGUCGGCGGUACGCCUGGCUGGACAUCACCUUCCAGGAGGGGUCCAGCAUCGGGUAUCGGGUGCCCUGGCUGCCAGCCCGGCGGGUGGGUGGCCAUGCGGCGGUCCUGGAGGUGGUGCUCUCCUCGGUGGCCAUCAACACCUCGUUGAAUUAUGCCCCCCUGGUGGCUGCUUCGACGCUGCAAGUGUCCGGGGUCAUGUCAUCUGCGGCUUCCUGGCGCCGAGGGCCUCACGCGUGGUCUUUCGAUGUGCUCACGGAGAAUGCCACCUUCCAUGUUCUGCGCGACCAUGCCGAGCUGAUCAUCGACCUGAUCUCGGACUUCGUCUCGGAGCCAGCCCCGGCGACGUUGACUUCCUCCGCGUCGACCGGCGUGCAUCCCAUCUUCUUUCACACCCCCUACGAGUAUCGCUAUGGCUUCCGCGGGCGGAAUGUCCGCCUGGUAUUGCCCGUAAAUGAGGCCAACAUCAUCGAUGGCCUCCCCUCGGCCAGCGACCUGAAUGCGGCCCUCUACCUCGACACGCCGGCCCUGAAUGUGGGUUUCCGCUCCGAUGCACACGCCUUCCGUCCGAGUAUGGUCAGCAUGCCAUGCCGUAUCGAAGCCCCCGAAGGAGUCACCGUGUCCUUCUCCUUGCCCAAGUCCCACACCUACUAUGAGCGCUUCUCGCGGGUGGAGCGCUUCCUGCAUGUGGAGCGCCUGCUCUUUGCCUUCAAUUACUCGUAUGUCCUCGCGCAUCGGGCCUUUUCGCGUAAGGCACAGGCCUUCAGCACUGCGGCAGCCCCGCCGCAGCCGAAGUUCCGCGAGCCGGACGACCCGCACGAUGUCUUGACCAUCGACGUGCAAUUGGACGGCGCCACGGGCCUGGCCCAUGGGUUGGCCAUCCACCUCUUCCUCUUGGCGUGGGAAAAUUACCUGGGCGAUGAUUUGGCCUUCCAAACGGUGGACGAGGUCCGUGACCGGUUCCAACGGGCCGGGGAGGAGAUUCGCGCGCGGCGCCGGGCAGCCGCCGCCACCCGCCAUGCGCCUCCGGCUCCCGGACGCCUGGAGGCCAGCUUCUGCCUGACGGCCGGGCGCCUGCAGCUGGCCCUGCCGACGCACCUCGGUGCCCUGCCGGACCCCGUGGCAAAGGAGCUCUUCGACCGGCAGUGGAAGGCCUGGGAGGACUCGGCGGCGGCCAUGUCGCUCCCCCUCCCGGCCGGUCUUCCCCCCGGGGCCGGGCUGGACAGCUUGCCGCCUUGGUUUGUGCGUGAUGGCUGGGACAGCGCAUCCGGGUACUACUCGCUGGCGUUUGCCCCGAGCUUGGAUGUGGACAUCCGCUCGGCGCCCCUGUGCGAGCGCCAUGCAGCGGAGUCGGUCCGGCCAGGCGCCCGGGCACCCGCCGGCCCGGCUGACCGUCUGCGCCCCGGCGCCGCGGCCGAUGACGUCCCGAGCGUCGACGUGCACCUGGUCACCGGGCCGGUGAUGCUUUUUGCCCCCGCGCCGGAGAGCAUGCGCCCGGGAUCGGGCCGGCGCUCGGCCACCACCUCGCGCCGGCAUCCUGGCCUGGAGGAGGCCCUGGGCGCCGCGUCGGCCGGGUGGGCCUCCACCCCGGCCACCGAGCCAUUGGUGGUCGUGGCCCCGGAGCUGCAUUCAUUGGAUGCCCUCUAUGCUCCGCUGGAUGCGGCGCACCCGGCGCUUGGGACCCCGGCACCCGGGGUGGCGCCCGCCCGCCGGGCCUCCCUGUCGGGCGAGGACCCUGGCGAUGCACGGGGUGGCGCCCCGGCCCCGGCCCCGGCCCCGGCCCCGGCCCCGGCCCCGGCCCCGGCCCCGAGCCCGCUGCUUGCCAUUGGGUCUCUGGGCUUGGGGAUCAUCCUGAGCGAUUCGCCGCUGCGCGGCGUCCGGCCGUUGCUCAUCCGCGUGGACCUGCCGACCGGGGCGCGCAUGCGUGUGCCCGACGCGCACCUGCUCCUGAGUCGCGUUCUCCUGCCCGCGGGAUUGGCCUUCCUGGAGACCAUGCUCUGCAGCGAUGACUCGCUGCACCUGCCAAUCACCAAUUCCCCGGUCUUGCGAGAGAUGAUGAUCAGCAUCCAGGUGGAUGCCGGUCCGAUCGAUGUGAUGCUGCUUGACGGGCCGCCCGCUGCCGGUCGUGCUGCCGGCGCCACGCCCGGCGACUCUCCCUUCGACCAAAUCUUCCGCAUCCAGGCGCCGGAUGGAUGUCGGCUUCUCUUUGAUGAGCUGACCCGGGCCCUGGAGUUGCACAUGCCGCUGCUGGAUGUCCGGGCCAUGAUCCGGCGCCCGGCGCGGCCGGUGUCUGGACUCGCGGUUGCCCCUCUCGCGGCGGCCGGGGCCCCGGGCUCCGGGCCCGGGACCCCCCACCGGCAGCAGCCCCUGUCGGCGCCCCCCUCGCCUGGUCCCUUUGGCCAGCCGCGCCCCACACGAGCUCCGGCUCUGGGACUUCAUAUCCCGGGCGCACAGGCCGAUGCCCCAGGGGGGCCCUCGGCCACCUCCACGCCGCUCAGCACACCAGGGUCCCCGACGCCCCCGGUCGCGGGUCCGGCCUUCGAACUGUGCGAAGUCCUGCGCAUCCGCGUGUCGGUCCUUCGCGACCAGCCCCUGCCGGCGGACCUGCCACGAUCGCUGGGGGAGGCACUCGGCCCCGGCGGCCGGGAGUCGAUUCCUGAUCGAUGCACGCGGGUGAGCGGGCCGAUUGUCACGGUCGGACGUGCGACCGACCUGGCCACCUUCCUGGCCGUCAGCAAGCUCCGCCUUCUGUCAGCGGGCGUCAGCCUCCAUGAUGAGAUGGACAUGCUCAUGGCCGGGUAUUCGUCUCGCGUGAAGCCCUUCUUCGCGGAGUACUACCGGCAGUCCCUGGACAGCCUGGCUCGAGGCACCAGCGCCACGGCCGGCUCCGGCAUCGGGCUGGUUGGGUUUGCCCUCGGCGGGGCCGGCGGCGGGCUCUUUGAUGAUGGCUUGGCCGGCCGGUACCCGGGUGUCGGGGUCAUGGAUGCCCGGGGGUUCGCCGCCCCCGGCGGCCAGGCGGCCAAUGUGGCGGCGGCCAUCCCCCCGGCCCCCCCCUCGCUGGUGUUCCUGGAGGGGUGUCUUCUCCGGUGGAAUGACUCCCUGCCGUUGAGUGUGUGCGCGCAGUCGGGCUUCUUCUCCAGUGCCGGCCUGGCCGAGGUGGCUGGGGUGGUGCUGUCGGUGCAGGGGUCACGCAGUGGCGGGGUCCGCGCGGACCCCGGCACAUCGGGCACCCUGCGCCCCGGGGCCGGGGCCGGCGGGGAGUCCGCUGGUGUUCCUGGAGGGUCGGGCUUCUUCUCCAGUGCCGGCCUGGCCGAGGUGGCUGGGGUGGUGCUGUCGGUGCAGGGGUCACGCAGUGGCGGGGUCCGCGCGGACCCCGGCACAUCGGGCACCCUGCGCCCCGGGGCCGGGGCCGGCGGGGAGUCCGGCUCGCCGCUCAUCCUGCUCACUGUGCCGGUGGCGACGUUGGACUUGCGCCGGGCUGCCGGGUUCCAGGAGUCGAAGUCCACCUCGCGAGGCGCCUCGCGCCAUGGCUCGGCGCAUGACCUGACCGCGGCCCUGCUGGACUCCGGGGAUGCGACCGGGCUCGGGGCCGGCCUGGAUGCCGGGCCUUUGGGCGGCACUGGCGGGUCCUCCUCCGGUGAGCGUCCCUCCCCGAGCCGCAUGCAGUUGGACAUCCCGCGGAUCUUCCUGCGCCUGGCCAUGCCGGCCACGUCGGACAUCGGCCUGGGCAGUUUGCUCGUAUCGGAGCUGACUUCGGUCGGGGUGCUGGCACAGUCGCUGAUGGAUGCCUUGGCCUGGCGCCGGGCAUUGGUGGUGGCUCUCGUGGCUCAUGUGUCGCAUGUGCGGCACCUGGCCGGCCACGGUGGCCCGGGCAGCGAUCCGGACUACUUGAAGAAUGCCAGCGGUCUGUGGCGCCUUGGCAAUCGCGCGCACAUCACCAAUCCCGGCUGGCUGCAGGCCAGCCAUCUGCGCAGUGUGGCCGCCCGGCUGCCGCACGCCGAACGCCAGGCCCUGGAAAUGCUGGUCAGCCAGGCCGCCGGCCAGCGCUUCCUUCCCCGCCCGGGGGACUUGUCUCCGGAGGUGAGCCCGGGCGCGGUUCCCCCGGCCCCGGCCGAGAGCUUUGGCUCUUGCUCGCUGCUGGCGUCGGUCCUGCGGCGCUCCUGCCGGGUGCGAUACGCCGACCGGUGCCGGGCAUAUGUCAUGGUGACCCAGCGGCCUCCUCCGACCUUCCUGUCAACCAGCCACCUGGUUGAGUAUGCGCGGCGUUGCCUGCGGCACUGGCGCGCGUGGGACGUGGGGUCCCGGCCGAGCGGGCUCUUCCGCAUGCUCGGUCCGCAUCUCUACUCGCCGGCCAACUACCCGCGGACCGUGCGCUGGGGCCGGCCCCGGGGUGGGGACCCGGGGGCUUCGCACUUGGAUGAGGAAGACGCGCUGUUGGCCCCGGGUGCCGGGGCGUCGGACCCCGGGGUGCCGCAUGUGGCUGGGCCUGCCGGCACGCCCGGCCUGGCUGCCAUGGCCGAUGAGCUGAUGGCCCCGCCGGAGCGCGAAUUGGCCGGUCGCCGUGCGGACGAGCUGCUCGUCCUGCGCCUGGGGCUGGCACAGGUGACCUAG